This is a messenger RNA of Vigna angularis (adzuki bean), 1669 nucleotides long. RefSeq lists its product as uncharacterized. NCBI's taxonomy places the organism in Eukaryota, Viridiplantae, Streptophyta, Magnoliopsida, Fabales, Fabaceae. The record is from RefSeq and is a predicted model, not a curated record. The transcript is spliced from 2 exons. Gene Ontology annotation, molecular function: zinc ion binding. Bases 1161 to 1559 code for a protein of 132 amino acids.
AUUUUGUAAUAAAACAUAAAAAUAUUCUUUAAACAGUUUUGUUUUUUUAUUUCUAUUAAUUAUUUUAGAGAAUCUUCAGUGUAAAACAAAUUACUGAUAAUAUUGUCAUAAAGCAUACACAAUAUUUAAAUUAUGAAGAGAACAUAACUGGUAAUCUUACAAUGAACCAUAUUUGAUUCACAAGAAAUGAAUGAAAAGAUAAAAAAAAAAAGGAAAACAUGAAAAACGUUUAUCUGAAAAUUCAGGGGUCUACUAUACCUACCUAAAGCAUAUCUGCUUGGGCAUUUUGAUCACUGGUGAGAAGAGUUGAGAAGUUCUGGAUGGGAUGGCAUGUGAUGACAUAGGGCAAAUUAGAGUGAGGUGUCGUGAAUAAGUGUUCGUUAUCAUUCCUAAAACAAAACUUAUACAACUCUUAUAAGAUAUCAAUUUUAUUGGGAUAUAUAUUAUACUCCACAAUGAUAAAUACACGUUAAAAUCUCUAAACUUGCAUAAAUCUUUAAAAAAAAACUUGCAAACUACUUUUACAACGUGGAAGGAUAAUCAUUUUUGAAUUUAUUUACUAUGUUAACCUCCUGUAUAUUAUUAUAAAUCUCCAUUUUUACAUCUAUUCAUUUAUCAGAAAUUUUUUUUUUAUUUACUACUCUGCACUUUUAGCUCAGCAAAAUAUGCUUGAGGUUGAGAGGGUAAUGCUAAAAAAUGAUUUGGUUUUGAUCUUUUAUUGAUGUUUCUCACAAAUGAUUUUUGCUUCUAGUUUCUUGUUAAUUUUUUCGUCAAACAUGAUAAACUCAGGAAUACUGACAUUAUAAAAUAUGUUAUAUCAAUAUAUCAUAUCAUUAGAAACAUAAAGGUUUAAUACCUCUUUUGGUCCCUCGAAAGGGGGUAAAAGUUCAAUUCGGUCCUACCUUUUUUUAAAAGUUCAAUGUGGUCCCAACUUUUGUAAAAAGUGUGCAAUUAAGUCCUUUUUGGAAACGGCGUUGAGUUUUUAACGGAGCAGCUGACAGGGUGGACUGAAGUUAGCUACGUGGCUGUGUGUGGGUAAUACGUGGCUGUGAGAGGGUGAUACGUGGCUGUGAGAGGGUAAAUGUGAUAAUAUUACUGAGGUUAAGAAAUCAGAAGUUAGGGUUUGAGGAAUUGCAGAGAAAUUGGUGUUUGAGAUACGAAUGACUUCUUCUGAAGGGUGUUCGUCGUGUUCGAGAAGUUGGGGCAAAGGAUCUUCUCGGUGGUCCCAUGGUUGUGGUGUGAGAGGAGGUGGGAUAAUCCCUACUUGUUACUGUGGUGAUGUUGCUGUAACCAAAGUGGCGAGAACUACGAAGAAUGCUGGGAGAAAUUUCUGGGGUUGUCCACGUUACAAGGGUGGAUCUUCAAUUGGCAGCUCGUGUAACUUUUUCAAGUGGUGUGUUGAAGAGAAAGUUGAUGAAAAAGAUUGCACAAUGGUGAGGAGGAUAAGUCAGCUGGAAAAUUCAGUGAAGGACUUGCAGAAAAUGAUGAAGAUCUUAGUUGUAGCUUUGUGUGUGUGUAUUGUGGUGUGCCUUGUUCAGGUUCUGUUUAGGUUGAUUUAGUUAGAUUGUAACAUCCUAUGUUUUGAAAGGUGUAAGAUCAAUUAUGCAAUUCAAUGUAUUACGUAUUGACUAUUUUAAUGAGUUAAUUUCAGUGAUUAAUGUUCAAAUCA